AAAAAAAAUCAGUUGUCAUUCCAUUGAAGUAAAUGGUUUAUAUUCGAUUGUUUAUUAUAUUUUGUCUAAUUUAAAUAAAUAAUACAAUUGAUGCAAUACUGUAGAUAUUUAAACGACGAAAGAAUCUAAAUAUUCAAGAUGAACGUUAUACAGGCAGUGAAGAUGUACAUAACUAAAAUGACGGAGGAGAGUGGUCCAGGAAUGAAAGUCAUACUUAUGGAUAAAGAAACAACCAGCAUUGUGAGUAUGGUAUUCAGCCAGUCUGAGAUACUUCAGAAGGAAGUGUACCUGUUUGAAAGAAUUGAUAGCCAUUCUAAAUGGGAUAAUCUUAAGCACAUGAAGUGUAUUGCAUUCCUGCGACCAACGUCUGAGAACAUUGCUCUGUUAUCCCGUGAACUUAGGUAUCCUAAGUACGGAGUAUACUUUAUAUAUUUCAGCAACGUGAUUUCUAAAGCGGAUGUGAAGACACUAGCAGAGUGUGAUGAGCAGGAGGCAGUGAGAGAAGUGCAGGAAGUGUUUGCAGACUAUCUCGCAGUGGAUAGACAUUUGUUUUCAUUCAACAUUACCGGCUGUUUGCGUGGCCGCACGUGGGGCCAGCAGGAGCUGCAGCGCUGCGCUGCAGGCUUGGCUGGCGCAGUGCUGUCGCUGCGGCGGCGGCCGGCGCUGCGCUACGAGGCGGCGUCGGAGGCGUGCGCGCGCCUGGCCGAGCGCGUGCGCCAGCUGCUGCGGCGCGACGCCGCGCUGCUCGGCGCCGCCGGGGACCUGCCCGCGCCGCAGCUGCUCCUCGUCGACAGGAGGGACGACCCCGUCACUCCGCUGCUCAACCAGUGGACGUACCAGGCCAUGGUGCACGAGUUGCUUACAAUCAACAACAACCGCGUGAGCCUGGCACACGUGCCCGACGUGCCUGCCGACUUCAAGGAGGUCGUACUCUCGUCUGAACAGGACGAGUUUUAUGCUAAGAAUCUGUACUCCAACUUUGGUGAGAUCGGUCAGACAAUGAAGUCGCUGAUGGAGGAGUUCCAGAAGAAGGCCAAGAGUCACCAGAAGGUGGAGAGCAUAGCCGACAUGAAGAACUUUGUGGAAACCUAUCCUCUGUUCAAAAAAAUGUCCGGCACGGUGACGAAGCAUGUGACGGUGGUGGGCGAGCUGUCGUCCGCCGUGGGCGCGUACCACCUCCUCGAGGUCUCCGAGCUGGAGCAGGAGAUCGCCUGCCAGAGCGACCACUCCAAACACUUGCAGCGUCUAAAGUCGUUGAUCUCCAACGAGUCCAUUCGCCACCACGACGCUGCGAAAUUGGUGGCGUUGUACGCCCUGCGAUACGAGAAGCACGCCAACAACGCGCUGCCAGCGCUGAUGGAAGCCCUCAAGAACCGAGGGUGUCCGGAGCACCUAGUGAAGGCGGUGGUGAACGUGCUCGAGUAUGGCGGGGCUCACGCCAGGCAGAGCGACCUGUUCGGGCUGCAGGACGCGGCCAAGAUCACCAAGAGGCUGUUCAAAGGUCUGAACGGCGUGGAGAAUAUAUACACACAGCACACUCCGCUACUCAAAGACACGCUUGAAGACCUCAUAAAGGGAAAACUAAGAGAGAACCUCUACCCGACCCUGGGUGGAGACGAUAUCGGCUACGGCAGGCGGCCACAGGACAUCAUCGUGUUUAUAGUAGGUGGCGCCACCUACGAAGAGGCGCUGUGCGUUCACCAGAUCAACCAAGCGUACCCUGGAGUCAGAGUGGUGCUUGGCGGGACCACGAUCCACAAUUCCACGUCGUUUCUUGAAGAAGUGAAAGCAGCGAUGCAGGGUGUACAUAGAACGCAUACCAGACAUAUUAAAAAUGUUUAAGUAUUUAUUGAUUAGCAGUAUUUAGUUAUACGUUUAUCCAGCGACGUCCAGUUUUGCGGUCAUCUGGAAGAAAAAGCUAAGAUGGCCUCCAAAUGUUAGGAGGGCUUAAUAGAGUGAGACGGUAUUUCACACCAGGACGUCUCUUGCAAUUGUAUAAAGCUCAAGUCUGGCCAUAUAUGGAAUACUGUUCUCAUUUGUUUUUUCAACUUAGAAUGGCAAACAAGCUGACACCCCACCUGAUGGAGUAGUACCAUGAACAUAACAGAGUGUACUGUUUCGCCCAUGAUACCCCCUAUACGCUGCCAUUCCUGAGGACUAAGGUGUUAUUCCUCUGUACCCUGUAAAUACACUUAUGGGUGGGAGCGUCACAGUACCAGCUUCUUCCAUUGGACCAAAUUCAAAGUUUAACAGAAAAGCAAAAAUCCUACAUUUUUUAAAAUUGUCCGCAAAAAGUAUUACACUAUGUCGAGUGACACUCGACAGUGGAGCUGGUGGAACAAAAUCAAUGUCGAGUGACACUCGACAUUGGAGUGGAAAGGAUUAAAAUAUUUGUUUCACAAAUCGAAACCAAAUAUUACUUUUACCCUAUCACAAAGUUGUCACAUGGUUUUUCACUACAUUUUGCCAUGAUCACGGCAAAUGAAGAAAGAAGAAGAAAGAAAUAAUUUAAUCAAAAGAAACAUGCGGCCCACACAGUAGCGCACAAAACAAAACAAAAGAAAUCAAAAACAAAACAAACAAAAGAAAAUAAUAAUUAUAUACAAAUAGAUAGCAAUUAAAUUAUAAUGUACGCGUGCGCGCGUGUGUGUCGCAAUGUUCUGUGAUGUAGGUCCGUGCUCAGCAUAUUGCUGCAGCGCUGUUUUUCAGCAAGAACCAUAGCGUCACAAGUAAAAAACAGUUAUAUAAGUAGUGCGUUGGUAUUCUAUACAUAUACAAAUCUACAUUAUACACAUACACGUACAUACACAGUCACAUACACAUACAUAUAUAUAUAUAUAUAUAUAUACAUACACAUACAUACACAUAUAUAUACACAUAUACACAUACAUACACAUUCACACACAUAUACAGAAUAAAGAAAAAUGAGAUGGCAAUAUAUAGUGUUCUAUCACCUAACCUAGCCAUACUAUUACUGUUCAAUCAGAUCAGCGACGCGGGAGGCUGUGUUCAUGCAUUGAGUGCAAAAAAAAAACUCAAUUUAACAAUGAAAUGAAUGAAUCAUUCUUUCAGUUCUUAUUCUAUUCUCUACCUUCUCUGUUUUGCUAUCUCUCUCUCUAUAUACAUAUUUUACCAGUACCAAAACUGUCCUAAAAAUUACCCAAAUUUAUUUCACUUUUCUCCAAAAAUUUUCUAACAAUAAGAAUUUCAUUUUUCUAAAAUAUCGUCAAUAGAAAAGCUUUUUAAUUACAAUUGCUAAAAACAAUAUCCAUUCUGGCAACACUGGUGCUAUAUAUCAACGUAAGGCCCUUUACACACGAGUCAUGAACUCAUCGCGUCGCAGACUUUGCAAAGCAACAGAAGCAUCGUGUGUGAACGCACCGGUAACGUAUGAGUUAUGAUGUACAAUAUAAAAAAAAAACCUUCCAACUUAUGUUUGUCCAGUUUGUGUGUUACAUUGUUCCACGUAUUGUUAAUAAUUUAGAUUCGCGUUUCAUACGAAGUAUCGCACAGUUCAAUAUGAAAUAUAAAUUUAAAAAGUAUUUUGUUAAUAACCUGAAGUAUUUCAUUUCAUGUAAUGUUCAGAAAGGAGAUUCAAUUCGGUUGGUAUUUGUGCUCGAUACCUUUUACUCGCGGAGUAAAAGGUAACAGUAACAUAAAAUGCCAUCGAAUUUAGAACCUAUUUCUUUUUUAAGUCGGUUGAACAUUGAGUUUGCGCACAAGUAUGAUUAUGCGAAAUUUUUUUUAAUGUCAAAUGAUUUUUCAUCACUUUAUGCAUCACAGUUAUUACAUGCAUAAAAAAAAAACCAAAUGUUGAAUUAUGUUCAAUAAUGCAUCACUGUAAUAUAUUAUUCAUUUUCACUGUGAUCUUUAAAUGUAGUUUUUUUUUUAUUAUAUAAUUUUUAGCACUACCCUCAAAUAAGUUAUUAUGUAUUAUUUAAGACAUUCCUAAUUUAUGUAAUAAACUUGUUAACCUA
Molecule: messenger RNA, 3977 nt
Organism: Galleria mellonella (greater wax moth)
Lineage: Eukaryota; Metazoa; Arthropoda; Insecta; Lepidoptera; Pyralidae
Gene: Vps45
Product: vacuolar protein sorting-associated protein 45
Exons: 9
Coding region: 139-1842 (567 amino acids)
Biological process (GO): intracellular protein transport; vesicle-mediated transport
Cellular component (GO): Golgi membrane
Source: RefSeq, a predicted model, not a curated record